ACAAAUGAUGUUAGACACAUAUUAGAACAUUGUAAUUCAAGGAUAUUAUUAUGCUGUAUUAGGACAGAAAUCACUGAAUAGUGAGUACAAUAAAUCAUGACAUGCAUGUUUUAAAUCUUCUCUGUUUUAUUUGUACAUUUUCAGAGGCUUGUAAAGUAACCACUUAUUUCCUAAACAAGUUUUAUAGUUUAAUGUAAAAGGUAGUGGUAGAAAAACUUUUCUAAGUCAUAUUUUAUUGUUUAUAGGUGCCCUGAGAAACACAGAAAUGGAGAAAGUCAGACUAGAAGAUUCUGUUCACAAUCUCACUGAUACCAAAAUCAAACAGACCAAAGAGAUAGGGAACUUAAAGGCACGAGUUCAGGAGUUAGAACAUGCUCAAGAAACGCUGUCUGAAGAUCGCAAGCAUUUGGGUGAACAACGUCACCUGUUAGCUUCUGGUCUUGGUGACCCUGAACAAACCUGUCAAGCUUCUGUUGAAGAUUUUGAAGUCUCACUUGAUGCUGAAACACUGCCUUCUGAUCCAGAAGAACUUCUCCAAGAGAACAGUAAGUUAGCAGCAGAGAAGAGGAACCUUCAGAAACAACAUGAUCGUGAGCGACAGCGCCUGCUAGCUCGAAUACACCAGCUUGAGCUGACCCUAGAAGAGUUCCGUUCAGAACAGGAUGAAAUGUUGGAGCAAAAAAGGAGAGAAAUUGAUGAUCUUAAAUCUCAGAUGGAGGCAAUGGAAAAACAAUUGCAAUACCACAAGAAGUUUAUAGAGGAGCAAGCUUUGGAGAGAGAGCAAGAACGAGAUGAAUACUUGAAAGAAGUUUCAAAACUUCAGGAACUUGUUAAGGAGAAGGAAAGGAUACAGAAUAGUGAAGAUAGAUUGACAAAGGAGGUGGAAGCUCUGGAACAACAGCUUCGGGCAAGAAUUGAAGAUCAUAAAGAAGUCCUUAGGAAACGUGAACAAAUAGAAACUGAACUUCAUCACACUUCGGACAAGAUUCAUGACUUGAGAGAUGUCAUUAGAGAGUUGGAGUUGGAGCUGGACAUUAAGUCUCGCACAGAGAAAGAUCUUAAUCAGCAAAUAAUGAACCUGAAAGAAACCAUGUCUGAUCAAGAGAAAGCUCAUGCAGAGCUGAGUUCGGAGGUAGAGCAGCUUAGGAACAGCUCUUCUAGAAGCGAAUUAAAUAGUCAUGUCAGAUUACUAGAAGAACAGCUUGAGACUCGUGGCCAACAGGUGGAGAGAAUGAUGUAUUGUCAAUCCAUUCUGCAGGAGUUUAAAGCACAGAUUCAAAGUUUAGAAGAAAAAGUGGAGAACAAGACUCACCAGUUGGAAAUCCUCCAUUUGCCUGUCUUCGGUGUGAACUCUGUGCAGAGUGAAUCCAAGGACAACCAUCAUCUCACUGUUGCAGAUGACAUAAGGGAACUUUCUCCUAAUUCUCUGGAUUGGGAGGAGCUCAGACGGCUAGAUGACAAGAUCGAAGUUCUUAUCAAAGCUGAAGAGGAACUAGUGGUGAGAAAUAAAGAAUUGGAAAGAAAACUGAAGAAAGCUAAACUAGCUGAAGAGGAAAUACAUCAUGAAAAACUUGCCCUUCAGGAACAAGUAAACAACCAGCUCCUUCAGAUUUCAGCACUGAAAGCUCGUAUCGAGGAGCAGAGACAUGGAGUAGAACGAGGAAGCCCUUUCUUGGUUGGAAGUGAGGCUUUUAGACAGUUAGGUCAGCUGAGAGAAGCCCUUAUGAAAGAACAAGAGCAGAGGGAAGAGGUUGAGAGAGAGACUGAACUGGAAAGAUUGAAAAUCAAAGCAGAAAAUGCACCUUUGCCUCAUUAUAUUCAAAUGCUCUUGGAAGACAAGAAUGAAGAAAUUGAUCAGUUGAACCAACAAAUAGAGCUGCUAAAAAAAGACCUUAAAAACACUAAGAUGACAGUGAAGAGUGAAGGCUUGAUGCCCAUCAGGAGCUUCAUUUCUGUUAAUCAGAAUAGAAUUAAUUUGGACUCCCAGACUGUAACUGGUAGCAUGUCUGUCAGUGAUGAGUUAUUCAAGACGAAGGAAGAGGCUCAAGAGCUGCAACAAAUAAUAGAAAACCAAACAAAGGAUCUGGAAAAUAAGGACAAAGUAGUAGCUGAAAAGGAAGAAGAAUUCCAGAAAAUCAGUGACUCGCUUUAUGACCAAAUUUUAUCUCUGAACAGACAGGUAGAGGAGAAAGACAGUAAAAUGCUAGUUCUGAAGAAAGAGAAUGAACAUCUUCAAAUGCAAGUCAACAGUCUCCUCGAAGAAGUUGAAAAUUUGAAUCAUUAUCAGUUAGCAAGUAAAAACCUGGAGGACCACAGCCUCCAUAUAUCGAAGAGACUUCAAGAAGACUUUGAUACUGUGCAACAAAUGGUAGAGGAGAAGCAAGAGGAACUGAAUGCGUUUGACGAAGAAGCAGAGACACAGGUUAAACUGGAAAGCGAAAUUUUAACUUUGAAGAAAUUAUUAGAGGAGGAGAAGCAAGGGAAUGCUAUUCAGAGAGAACAGCUAACACGUGAAGUGGAACAACUAAAUGAACAUCUUGACAUGGUCCACAAAGAUCACGAAAAUGAAGUAGCUCAGUUGAAGAAAGAACUAGAGACGUUAAGCCAUGGUCAUUCUCAUACCCAAGAAAUUUUGAGGCAGGAAGUGCUGAAGCUGAGAGAAGAACUUGUCAGUCGAGACGCAGAAAGUCCAGGGCUAGAGAAAAUUACAACCCAGUUGAUGGAAAUGUUGUCAUCCUUUAAACAAAAUGUAGAGAAGAGUAAGAUAUUGCCAUCUGAGCUCUCUGCAGAAAUUCUAAAACAAGUUGCUGAAACUGAGAGAGAGAGGCUAGAAAGUGUUCACCAGGAGCAACUCCAAAAAGCAGAGAUGUCCUGGCAAAAGAAAUUUGAGGAAGAUUGUCAGAAGGUUAAUAAAGAUUUGCAACAUAAAAUGAAGGAAUUUGAAAUUGAAAUCAGGGACAAGUUCAAGAAAGAUAAAUCGGAGCUAGAGUUAAACCAUAAAAUGAAAACUUCAGAAAUAGAAAAUAAAUUGAAGUACCAGUUUGAAAUAGACAAAGAAGAAGAAAUAAAGAAGAUGGAAAGUUCUUGGAACCAGCGCAUUGAGAUGAUGAAGCAAUCGCAUUCUGACGAGAAACAGGCAUUGAAAAAGCGUCACGAAGAUGAGCUACAGGCUUCUGCAAAAUUGCACCAUUCUGCUCUUGAAAACCUGAGGAAACAUCUAAAUGACUACCACCAGGAAGAUAUUGCUGCACUUAGAAAGACUUUAGAAGAUACCUUUCAUCGUGAAAAAGAAAUGUUGCAGAAGAAUCAUGAAGACAACAUUAGAUAUCUACAAGAAAAUUGGGAAAAGAAAUUUGAGGUUGAGCAACAGAAUCUUCAUCGUAGAUAUGAAGAUGAAUUGCAUCAAUUAAAGGAAAGUAUAGCUAGUAAGUACCAGAUGGAUCUACCAGCUUUACAGAUGAUUCAUCAGGAACACAUACAAAAGGUGUCGGAAGACACGAGGAAACGUCAGGAAGCAGAAAAGUCUGAUUUUCAAGAAGUUCAUAGCAAAGAAAUUGAACUGACCAAGAAGAACCUCUUUAGUCGGUUUGAACAUGAAAAGAUGAAAAUGAAAGAGAUUCAUGCUGAGGAGCUUAAUAACGUUAGAAAAAACAAUGAGAAAUCUCUUGAAGACAUGAAAAAUAACCUCAGGUUAGUGUAUGAAGAAGAGUCAGAGCGUGCCAAAAAGGCUGCUGCCAGCACUCUUGAAUCUGAAAAACAAUCGCUAAGUCAUGUUCAUAGUUUUGAAUUACAGAAACUUGCAGAAGAAUAUAAACAGAAAAUAAAACAUGAAAGCCUGAAGUACAAACAAAAAUAUGAGGAUGAAUUGAGGUAUGAAAAGGAACAAAUUCAAAGAAGGUUUUUAGAGGAAUGGGACAUCAUGCAAGAAACUCACAGAAGUAAAAUGAGAGAAGUGAGAGAGAAAGCAUGGAGUGAAUUAAAGUCUGUAAGAGAACAGUUAGAAAACAAACACCAGGAAAGUGUUCAAAAGCUUGAAGAACAACAUGAGAUGAAAGAGAGAGAGAGAGAAAAGAUACAUCAAGAAGAGAUGAAAAACCUAGAGACACAUCUAUUGCAACAACUUGAGGAAAACCAGUCUGCCAUGCAGAGAAGCCACCAAGAAGAGAUAGAAAACUUAAGGGAAGCCCUCAGAAGCUCAAAACAGGAUUCACCAAAUCCAUACAGGGAAACCAGCACUAGUAGCAGUGAUGGUAGAUCCAAGUGUGAGAGUGGUAACCCAGCGUCAGACUACAGCUCUGAAAGUGACAGACUUUUACCUCCUGAAAUAAAGAAGUUAUUGCAGAAGGUGUAUAUUGAAGGGACACAAGUUCUUUCCUUGACAGAACAUAAACAUUUACAAAGUCAUAUAGCUUCCUCAGGAAAUCUGCCACCAGAAAAAGAUGAACUGAAAAAUGGACAGCAAGAAAAACAGAUGUACAUAGAAGAACUACAAGUCUUGAAAUCUUUAAUGAAAGAGGUAAGUUAUUGA
Messenger RNA from Limulus polyphemus (Atlantic horseshoe crab), 4528 nucleotides. Its product is annotated as trichohyalin-like. Gene Ontology annotation, molecular function: molecular adaptor activity. The transcript has 17 exons. The coding region runs from base 266 to 4528 and encodes 1420 amino acids. The record is from RefSeq and is a predicted model, not a curated record. Gene Ontology annotation, biological process: signal transduction. NCBI's taxonomy places the organism in Eukaryota, Metazoa, Arthropoda, Merostomata, Xiphosura, Limulidae.